AUGGAGUCUGCGGGCUCUGCAUCUCUUAGCACGCCGCCUAACUCCGCUCUAUCAAACGGCCAUGCAGCUGCCUGUGACAGCGGCAAAACCCUCACCUCCGCACUUCCCACCGAGGAUGAGCAGCAGGUAGUCCCGCCGUACUGGCGGAGGCAUUCACACCAGCGGAGUGAUUCCACUUUCAGCGCUACGCUGGACAACCACCGCCCCACGCCAAUCCGCCUUGAGGACCAUACCGAGGACGACUCUGAGCAGAGCAAGGUGUUAUGGGCGAAGCAUGUAACCAUUGACCAUUACGUGAUCGUGAGCGGGAGUGCCCCCGGCGUGGGAGCUUACGUUGUCUGGAACUGUACAGUAGAGACGAUUAAUGGAGGUCGAAUGAAGAUUAGGAAACGAUAUUCAGAGUUCGACGAUUUACGGCGAGAUCUCAUAAGGACAUUUCCGUAUGCCGAAGGCUCACUGCCUGAGCUGCCGCGCAAAAGCGUCAUCUCCAAAUUUCGUCCAAGGUUCCUCGAGAGGAGGAAAGCUGGUCUUUCCUAUUUCCUAAACUGCGUACUGUUGAACCCUGAAUUCUCCAGCUCACCGGUCCUCAAAGAGUUCUUGUUUUCCUAA
Messenger RNA from Coniosporium apollinis CBS 100218, 609 nucleotides. RefSeq lists its product as uncharacterized. Gene Ontology annotation, molecular function: phosphatidylinositol-3-phosphate binding. The record is from RefSeq and is a predicted model, not a curated record. The transcript has 5 exons. NCBI's taxonomy places the organism in Eukaryota, Fungi, Ascomycota, Dothideomycetes. The coding region runs from base 1 to 609 and encodes 202 amino acids. Gene Ontology annotation, cellular component: endosome.